UACGCAAUGUGUCCUAUUUAUCAGAUACCAGACACGCCUUCCAUCAAGAGUGUUGGUUCUACGAAGUUUCUCACCCUUUAUCUCAUGAAACAAAGUCUUUAUAUAACCCUUUUACCUCCUGCAAAUCCCUUAUGCUUAACAUGAAGAUAAAAUUUCUUGGUAUGUUCCUCCUGAUCAUUUCAUGUGCUCAAGCCAUUUCAAAAGAAGAUUUUGUUGAGACUUUCACUUCAGCAGACAAAAGUCUAAUCGAAAGCAAUGAACAAGGACAUGAGCUUAAUGGAAAUUCAUAUGGAAAUAGUAACAUACAAGUCUCCACAAGGUUGAAUCACAAAAAUGUGAUUGUAGCAAGUAAAAAUGCGCAUAAACAUGAACUAUUUGUUACUACAAGAUAUUCAACUGGAGGAGGAGGUGCAAGGGGUGGAGGAGGAGGAAUGGGUGGAGGUACAAGUGGAGGAAGUGCAAGGGCAGGUGGAGUGGUGGGUGGAGGUACAAGUGGAGGAAGUGCAAGGGCAGGUGGAGUGGUGGGUGGAGCCGCAAGUGGAGGAAGUGCAAGGGCAGGUGGAGUGGUGGGUGGAGCCGCAACUGGAAUGAUCGGAGGCCGAGCUAUCUACGCAGGCGACAUUAAUGAGAGGAACAAUUACUCUUAUAAUUUUGCAACAACAUUAUCUACUGGGACUCAUAUUUGUGUCUCAAUAUUGAUUUUAUAUGUGAACUUUUGGAUUUGAUCACCCUUGCGCUAAUAAAUAUCAUGUUUAGUUUCUUCUGCUUAGGCCUGUAAUGAUCCUCUCUUAUUCAUUGCUACCACUUAAUGUAUAUUUUGGCCGCAAUCAAUAUCAUGUUUUAUGUCA
Lathyrus oleraceus (garden pea) is the source of this 848-nucleotide messenger RNA. RefSeq names its product glycine-rich protein 23. Bases 132 to 725 code for a protein of 197 amino acids. The record is from RefSeq and is a predicted model, not a curated record. The transcript is spliced from 2 exons. NCBI's taxonomy places the organism in Eukaryota, Viridiplantae, Streptophyta, Magnoliopsida, Fabales, Fabaceae.